GUUUGCAGCGGCCUCUCAAGGAAGUGAUUGGGGUGUAACAGAAACAUUGAAGAAGAAAAAUGCCAGCUUAUCACUCACAGUUUACAAACCCUCCUAAACUGAUAGGAAAUGUAGCAUUGGUGCCACUUAGAACAAGUUACAAAGGACCAGCACCAAAAGACAGUGGUGAAUCAGAUAUUAUAGAUGAAGCUAUUUUUUAUUUCAAGGCCAAUAUAUUUUUCAGAAAUUAUGAAAUCAAGAGUGAAGCCGAUAGAACACUUAUUUACAUAACUAUGUAUGUAACAGAAUGUUUGAAGAAAAUGCAAAGAUGUAAUUCCAAAAAUGAUGCACAGAAAGAAAUGUAUACUCUAGCAUUAAAGAAUUUCCCCAUUCCAGGGGAAAGUGGUUUUCCAUUAAAUGCAAUGUUUGCAAAACCUAAAAGUAGAGCUGAAGAAGAUACCAUGAGGAACUACUUCUUACAGAUUAGACAAGAAACAGGAUUAAGGAUGUGUGAAAAAGUAUUUGAUACAGAUAAACCUAGCAAGUGGUGGUUAUGCUUUGCCAAGAGAAAGUUCAUGGACAAAAGUUUAUCAGCACCUGGACAAUAAGAAGACAAUUAUAUAAUAGAAUGCUUUUAUGUCAUUUUAUAAAGAUUUUUUAUCACCUAUUGAUAUAAACUAAAAAAUCGAUUAUGUCUUUUGUAAAGAACAACUUUUUCAAUAAAUACAUGAACAGUACAUUGUGAAAAGUAUUAUACAUUGUAUUGGUAAAUAGUUAUCAACAUUGUUAUUAGCAGUAUUAAAUAAUGCAUUUAAGAGGUAAAUUACUGACAUUUUAUAGAAUAAAAGUAAUUGAAAGUGAGUAACUAACUUCGAAAUGGUGCUUGUCAAAAUUGUUAAUAACAUCUAACCUGUAUAAAUUUAUUACAAAUAUUAUCAUUAUAUCAUUCUUUAGGGAUGAUCUAUAUUGAAUAGAUUCCAGUUGGAAAUGAAACCUUGGUUUUGAUGAAAUAAAAUUGAUAUAUGACUGUCAUAAUCAAUAUGGGCCAUUUUUAUUUUAAUUUUUGGUUAUUAAAUGUGUGAAUCCCCCAAUAGAGGAGGAAAAUGUUAUCAUACGAUCCUACUAAUAAAGAAAAAUGUUCUUAAAAUAUAUUGAAAGGAAAUCCUGACCAUGGGAACACAUAAUGAUAUGCAUGUACUUGUAUAUGUAUCACAUUAAUGAUAUUUAUUAUAAAUAAAUUUUAUACAAUU
Molecule: messenger RNA, 1229 nt
Organism: Mytilus californianus (California mussel)
Lineage: Eukaryota; Metazoa; Mollusca; Bivalvia; Mytilida; Mytilidae
Product: actin-related protein 2/3 complex subunit 3-like
Exons: 7
Coding region: 60-587 (175 amino acids)
Biological process (GO): Arp2/3 complex-mediated actin nucleation; regulation of actin filament polymerization
Cellular component (GO): Arp2/3 protein complex; cytoskeleton
Molecular function (GO): actin filament binding
Source: RefSeq, a predicted model, not a curated record